AUUGCCGGAAACUAGACGGAGAAGACGAAGGAAACGAGGACAGCAAGAUCCGCAUCAACAUGGCAGGCAGUAAUAAGAAGUCUGUUUUGUUUGUUUGCCUGGGGAAUAUCUGCAGAUCCCCCAUCGCUGAAGCCGUCUUCAAGAAGAUGGCAACAGAUGCAGGCGUUGUUCAUGAGUGGAUAAUAGACAGUGCUGCCACCUCCACCUAUGAGUUAGGAAACCCUCCAGACUACCGUGGCCAAGCCUGCAUGGAGAAGCAUAAUGUGCCAAUGAGGCAUAUAGCCAGGCAGUGGGUCAUAGACAGUGGUGCCACAUCUGACUGGAAUACAGGCAACUCACCGGAUGCCCGUGGUCUGGCUUGUCUCAGGAAUCAUGGCAUUGAGACAAACCACAGGGCCCGACAGGUGACCAAGAAUGAUUUCACAAGCUUUGAAUACAUUCUCUGCAUGGACGACAGUAAUUUGAGAGACUUGAAAAGCAAAGCGAGCGCCGUGAAAAACUCCUCAGCCAAGAUUGAGCUUCUUGGUUUAUAUGAUCCUCAGAACCAGAGGAUCAUCGAAGACCCGUACUAUGGAAGUGCCUCCGACUUUGAAAAGGUGUAUGAGCAGUGUGUGCGCUGCUGCAGCGCUUUUCUGGAGAAAAACUCCUAACAACGUGUGACCUGAAAAGGGUCCUUCCCUGAGUGCAUAGGAUACACAUAAAUAAUCCUCACAUGAGCUUUGUGGUGUGUCGCACAAGCACUCGGCAAUACUGACCCUGGUGUAGCUGUCAAUGAAAGUACUUGUAGUCAUAGUGUUGUAUAUGUUGCACAAACCGCACAUUGUGUAUGAUGACAACACCUCUGCGUGGGCAAGUUUGAUUUAAUAAAAUAAAUUAAACAGAA
Messenger RNA from Solea senegalensis (Senegalese sole), 883 nucleotides. It is a transcript of the gene acp1, whose product is annotated as acid phosphatase 1. Bases 60 to 650 code for a protein of 196 amino acids. The record is from RefSeq and is a predicted model, not a curated record. Gene Ontology annotation, cellular component: cytoplasm. The transcript is spliced from 7 exons. Gene Ontology annotation, molecular function: acid phosphatase activity; non-membrane spanning protein tyrosine phosphatase activity. Gene Ontology annotation, biological process: protein dephosphorylation. Lineage: Eukaryota; Metazoa; Chordata; Actinopteri; Pleuronectiformes; Soleidae.